This is a messenger RNA of Entrophospora sp. SA101, 1584 nucleotides long. NCBI's taxonomy places the organism in Eukaryota, Fungi, Glomeromycota, Glomeromycetes, Entrophosporales, Entrophosporaceae. The record is from the annotation of a GenBank genome assembly.
AUGACAGGAGGAAAGGGUAAAGAAAUUGAUGUUUCUGACAAUCCAGCGCAAAAUCAACCUUCUAAUAAUGAUCCAGCAACAGCUAUACUUCGUGAUAAACCCGCAAAAAAUAAGCUUAUUGUAGAUGAUGCAACCCAAGAUGAUAAUUCUGUGAUGGCACUUUCUACAGCCACUAUGGAAAAAUUGCAACUUUUCCGUGGUGAUACUGUAUUAGUAAAAGGCAAAAAAAGACGUGAUACAGUGUUAAUCGUUUUAGCAGAUGAUAGUUGUGAUGAUUCUAAAGUAAAAAUUAAUAAAGUUGUGCGAAACAACUUACGAGUACGUCUUGGAGAUGUAGUAUCAAUACAUCCAUGUACCGAAAUCAAAUAUGGAAAGAGAAUUCAUGUAUUGCCAAUUGAUGAUACAGUUGAAGGAGUAACAGGAAACCUUUUCGAAGUAUACUUGAAGCCUUAUUUUUUGGAAGCAUACAGACCUGUAAGAAAAGGUGAUUUGUUUUUAGUUAGAGCUGCCAUGAGAGGUGUUGAAUUUAAAGUUGUAGAAACAGAACCAGCAGAUUAUUGUAUUGUCACACAAGACACAGUGAUACAUUGUGAAGGUGAAGCAAUUAAACGUGAAGAUGAAGAAUCAAAUCUUAAUGAUGUAGGCUAUGAUGAUAUUGGUGGCUGUCGUAAACAAAUGGCACAAAUUCGUGAACUUGUUGAACUUCCACUCAGACAUCCUCAACUUUUCAAAUCAAUUGGUAUAAAACCACCACGAGGUAUUCUUAUGUUUGGGCCUCCUGGUACCGGUAAAACUUUAAUCGCUCGUGCAGUAGCCAAUGAAACUGGUGCAUUCUUCUUUUUAAUUAACGGUCCUGAAAUAAUGUCAAAGAUGGCCGGUGAAUCUGAAAGUAAUCUGAGGAAAGCAUUCGAAGAGGCAGAAAAAAAUAGUCCUGCCAUAAUUUUUAUUGAUGAAAUUGAUGCUAUAGCUCCAAAACGUGAAAAGACAAACGGUGAAGUAGAACGUCGAGUUGUUUCUCAACUCCUUACAUUAAUGGAUGGUAUGAAAGCUAGAUCAAAUAUUGUUGUAAUGGCAGCAACUAAUCGUCCAAAUAGUAUUGAUCCUGCACUUAGGCGUUUUGGACGAUUUGAUCGUGAAAUUGAUAUUGGUAUUCCUGAUCCAGUUGGACGCUUAGAAAUUUUACGAAUUCACACAAAAAACAUGAAAUUAGGAGAUGAUGUUGAUUUAGAAAAAAUCGCAUCAGAAACUCAUGGUUAUGUUGGUUCUGAUAUAGCUUCUUUAUGUUCAGAAGCUGCAAUGCAACAAAUUCGCGAGAAAAUGGAUGCUUUCGAUUUAGAAGAUGAUACUAUUGAUGCUGAAAUAUUAGAUUCUUUGGCAGUAACUAUGGAUAACUUUAGAUAUGCUUUAGGGGUUUCAAAUCCAUCAGCUCUUCGCGAAACAGUCGUUGAAGUUCCCAACGUUACUUGGCGUGAUAUUGGAGGUCUUGAGAAAGUUAAACAAGAACUUCAAGAAACUGUACAAUAUCCUGUGGAGCAUCCAGAAAAAUUUUUAAAAUUUGGUAUGUCACCUUCCAAAGGUAUUUGA